GUCGGUAAAAGAGGAAAUGACUGUAGUAGAACGACAUGUCUCCGUUACCUUCCUACCAGUCCCUCACUCUGAAAUGCAGCUUCUUCCUCCCCAGCAAGGAAAGAUAAAUCAUAAAGAAAGAAGUAACGUUGAAGAAAGCAAGGAUGAUUUAUGCUUACGUGAGAUUGAGGCUGGUGAACAAGCAAGUCCCAAGAAGAGGCAGCAACUCAGUGGUCCAUCCAAAGAGACUAAAGAGGAGCCAGAGUUGGAAUUAGAGGAAGACACAGAAAAAUCUAAUGGAAAAAGACCAGCUUUAGAAGAAGACAGUGCAGAACCCAACAAGAAACAUCGACCUCUCAAAUGUGAACGCUGUAAACAGUUAAUGCUAUCCAAUAACCUAGAAUUGUCUAAUGAUAUUUCUUGUGAGUUUUGUUCGAAAGAGUUUGACUGCUACUGUGCACUGGAAUUCCACAAAGUAACCAUUCACAUAGAGAAGAAACCUCAUUGUGCAUUAUGUUGCAAGGUUAUAACGGGCCCGAAAUUAUCGGAGCAUUUACAGAGCCAUGGGCUGACAUCACAGGACCUAAUGAUCACAUGUGAUGAUUGUAACAUCUAUGGUUAUAAGUGGUCCAACAGAACCUUCUUUAAGAAAAAUACUUUCUGUACACACCUGCAAGGGAAGGAUACUCUUUAUAACAAUGUAUUAAUAAAAUGUCCUAAAUGUCCAGCAGAGUUUGAUAGGCUGGAGUUUUUUGAAAGUCAUCGAGAAAAAAUGCACUAACUUUCAACAUGAUUUAUCGUACUGUAAACAGGGUUUUUUUUUUCACCCUUUCACACUAAUGUCUUGCAAACAAUUUGUCCCAUUUUAAAUUUGCCCAGUCACAGUUCUGUUUUGAAAAAUUAUACCAUUUUCUUUGAAUUUGCCCCGUUUUAAAUUCACCCACCUGUGAGUAGGGAGAAAUGGGCGAAAAUAGGACGGUGGCAAAAAUUUCCCUGUUUACAGUAUGAAUCAGCAAAUUUUAAAAUUUCUGUCAAAGAUACUGGAUUUAAGCUACUGAAAUCUCUAAACUCCAAGUGAACUUAAAGAAAAACAUUUACUAUUUUUUUGGUGUCAUUUAUUGUGAUUGUGAUGGAUUGAAAUACAGCUGAAAUUGUACACAGCAGAAAUGAUUUGUUACAUAUACAUACAGUUUUUAUAGAGACAGUAUAUGCUUAUUGUAGCAAACACAUUCAUUAUAAAUUCAUAAAUACAGUGAGGUGAUUGUCCUCCCCCAUUGCUUUAAAAUAGUAAAGUAGACAGGACAAAUAUAUCGAAUUAAGUUAUCAAUGAAGCCAAAUUGUCCGUCUUUAGCAGUGUUUGAAAUAACCGUGUGCCCAACCGCCCAAGAUGCACAAAUUUAGCAGAGGGUGAACAAAUUUGCAUGGUUUGAUGUUCGACUGGACCUGUUAAAAUUUUCGAUAAUUAAAAUUCAUAUAUUUGUCAAUGAUAAAUCUCUUUCACAUCAACUAAUAGUAUCGGUAGCAAAGUGUAACAAGCCAAGAGGAAGAAUUCAUCAGUCUAUAGAUUCUAGCUGGUUUGAAAGUAUGGUGACCUGGUUCCAGUCACAUAAUCGUUAAAAACAAAUUUAUAAAUUACACACAUUUUCUCGGUCGAGUAGAUCUUUGGCAGGGCUGACAACUUUUACUAGCAGUCAGCCCUGCAUGUCUGGCUAAUUUUGCAGUGAGUUUCAAACACUGUCUCUAGCACUUCUGUGUAAGUGUGUUUUACUGUUAUGUAUCAGGUUUAAUGACAGCAGCUAGGCAAUUGCAUGAAUAGUUUUUCAUGUUAAUUUUUGACUGGCUAAAAAGUUGCAGGGAAUAUAUGAUAUAUCAUGUCUUUAAUAUAUGUAAAUUGUACUAAGGUAAUCUAUCAUAAUGUUGUGAGCAUCAAAUAAAAACAUAACUAUGUCUAA
Molecule: messenger RNA, 1931 nt
Organism: Saccostrea echinata
Lineage: Eukaryota; Metazoa; Mollusca; Bivalvia; Ostreida; Ostreidae
Product: zinc finger and SCAN domain-containing protein 5A-like
Exons: 2
Coding region: 17-760 (247 amino acids)
Source: RefSeq, a predicted model, not a curated record